Stylophora pistillata is the source of this 1047-nucleotide messenger RNA. Its product is annotated as adenosine receptor A2b-like. Gene Ontology annotation, molecular function: G protein-coupled receptor activity. The record is from RefSeq and is a predicted model, not a curated record. Lineage: Eukaryota; Metazoa; Cnidaria; Anthozoa; Scleractinia; Pocilloporidae. Gene Ontology annotation, biological process: G protein-coupled receptor signaling pathway. Gene Ontology annotation, cellular component: plasma membrane.
UCACCUGGAUCAAUACAAUAACCUAAAAUUUAUAACACUCCAGAAAACCAGCGGAAAAUUAUAACAGUUAUCAUGUUUGCUGAUUUAGAAGUCGUUUCAGGCCGUUGCACUUUAACUUACAUGAAUGGAGCAUUUUUCAUCGCUGUAAAUUUCUUGUUAAGCGUGGUUGGAAGUGUCGGGAACAUUCUGGUAUGCCUAACUGUCCUGCUUACACCAAACUUGCGAGUUGUGUCAAGUUUCUGCAUUGUAAAUUUAGCUCAAGCCGAUCUGAUGGUAACCAUGGUAGCUCAGCCAUUAGCUAUUUCGAUAUUCGUUGGUAAACUUGACGGAACAUGUUACGUGAGAGCUGAAUACGCUGCUCGCUUUAUUGGAAACUUGUCAUGCGCAGUUUCUGUUUUGACUUUGGCCACAAUGAGUUUCGAGCGAUGUUUCGUAAUUCUCAAACCCAUGAAAUAUAAAGCCACAAUCACUCCAAGAUUUCUGAAGUCCAUUUUGGGUUUUAAUUGGUUAUUGGCCUGGAUCGUUCCUUUCUUAGACGCAUUUGUCGAGGAUAAACUUGUGUACAUAUAUUUCAUUCUUAUUGGCAUGACUGUCUUGUAUUCAGUUGUAAUUGUGUGUUACUCAGUAAUCUUUAUAACUGUUCGAAAACGAAACGUCCUGAGGCAAAGAGAGCUUCAAGACCACCAAGCCGCAAGCGGCGGAGAAAAAGAUAAAAAACUGGCAAUAACUAUUGCACUUGUCAUAGGUUUCUUCACAAUAUGCUGGGCAUCUUUUGGUUUUCACGUCGCGACUAACCCCCAAAAAAACUAUGGUGUAAGUUACAUAGCAACUGUUACGGCUAGUUUUGCAAACUCCGCCAUAAAUCCUAUCAUAUACUUUUACCGAAACAGAGGAUACCGCGAUGCUUUGAGAAAAAUUCUCUGUACGCGUUGUCGCAGAAACGUUGUCACACCGUUAGCGCCGCUGCAAAAUAUAUCUGGCAAUUCAACUCCCGCAAAUAUGAAAAGAGUAGUCCUCAGUGAAGUAAUAUGUAACAGGUGCAUUUGA